Monoraphidium neglectum is the source of this 1149-nucleotide messenger RNA. RefSeq lists its product as hypothetical. NCBI's taxonomy places the organism in Eukaryota, Viridiplantae, Chlorophyta, Chlorophyceae, Sphaeropleales, Selenastraceae. The record is from RefSeq and is a predicted model, not a curated record. The transcript has 6 exons. The coding region runs from base 1 to 1149 and encodes 382 amino acids.
AUGGGCGAUGGCUACUCGGCGAACACGACGCAGUGGUGCAAGGGAGACAAGAUCGCCAGCUUUGCCCCGCUGGUCUCAGACGAUGUCGGCGAUACGCCCGCGGCUGCCAAGGCACUGGUCAACACGUCUUCUGCAGCAGGCGCGUCGUUUGUGGGGAUCAUCAGUGGCGCGUCUGACGUCGACACGUUCAGCUUUGGCAGCGGUGUGGGCACUGCCAAUGUGAUGCUGACCCUGGCCAGCACGGCGGCUGACAACCGGUCUCCCAAUGGAAUUUGGGAACGCAGUGACCUUCAGGCUGAGGUCACAUUGCUAAACUCUGCGGGCGGCGUGGUCCAGACCUGGAGCAAUGCAAACGGCCUCCUCAAGGGGCAGUUGUCCCCAAGCGCAACCAUCUCAAACGACGGCACCUACUACCUGUCUAUCAGGGGCGCCGGCCGGGGUGCGGACGCCACCACGGGCUUCACAGCCUACGGGUCCACAGGGCAGUACAGGGUCACCGUCACAGCACCGGCUAGCAACAGCAGCGGCGGCGGCGGCGGCAGCAGUGAUGGCGGUGGCGGUGGUGGUGGCGGCGGCAACAGCGGCGGCGGCGGCGGCGGCGGCGGCGGAGGCGGCGGCGGCGGAGGCGGCAACAGCGGCGUCCCGGGAAAUGACGUCACCGUCACACCUGCCCUGCCCGCCAAUGGGAGAUAUGUGCCGGCCGGGGUGCGCAAGGUCAUUGCGACCGCCAAGUACGGCCUGGUCAGCGUCAGGACCAUCUGCCUCGUCAACGUCACAGACCGCCAGGCGCCAAACGUGACCCAGGUGCCGGUCUCGGGCGCCGUCUGUGUCUACCCGAGCGGCCGGUCCCCCUCGGCUUGCUUCCUCAUCCGGGACCUGGCCAAGGUCACGGACAACUGCAAGCCGGUGCCCUCGGUGCAGUUGAGGAGCUGCACGGUCACCGCCAACGGCGCCAGCACGGACUGCUUCCAGGACAGCCUCAACCGCGUGUGCGUCAAGUACAACAACGGGUCGUCCAACCCCCUCACGGCAACUGCGCUCUUCACUGCCACUGAUGGGGCUGGCAAUGUUGCGCCGGCAGCGGCGGUGAGGAUCAUCGCGUUUGGCACCAAACCUGCCCCCGUGCCUGCCGGAUGCCGGGCCAAGUAG